CCCGCAAAUUUCAUUCAAUAGUCAACACCAGAUAUGAUUCCCUAUCUUCUUCCCUUCACAUUCUCUCUCUGCCCAGUUCCUAAAGAAAGAGGAUAACAGUAGCUCAAAGCGCAGACCUUGAAGUCGUCCAUUGUUGAGUUCUGCAGAUAAUGGCCCAAACAUUGUCAGAGAAGGAGCUUUACUCUGUAAGGAGAAGAAUGGCCUCUGUUGCCAACCAUCUUAUGGUACCUUCUCCUCCUACAGCUUCUAGUUCAAAAUGUGACUCGGUUGAACUAGUACCCAAUGCUGCUUCCAUGAAUGAUAACUACCAUAGAGUCCAUGGUAAUGUUUCUAAUAAAGAAGUUGUUUGGAGAAAUGUUGCUGCUUCUGAUGGCAGUACUAAGGACUUCACUGACAUUAUUUAUCAAAAGGCUGUUGGUGAAGGCAUUGCAAAGAUUGUUAUUAACAGGCCAGAGAGAAGAAAUGCGUUCCGGCCACGGUCGGUUAAGGAACUAAUUGCUGCGUUUAAUGAUGCUAGGGAUGAUAGCUCUGUGGGGGUUAUCAUUCUUACUGGCAAGGGAACCAAGGCCUUUUGUAGCGGUGGCGAUCAGGCAUUAAGAACCAAGGAUGGCUAUGCUGAUCCUAAUGACAUGGGCCGCUUGAAUGUAUUAGACUUGCAGGUACAAAUUCGGCGCCUUCCCAAACCAGUAAUAGCAAUGGUUGCAGGUUAUGCUGUUGGAGGAGGACAUAUAUUGCAUAUGGUCUGUGAUCUCACAAUUGCAGCCGAUAAUGCUAUAUUUGGCCAGACUGGUCCUAAGGUUGGAAGCUUUGAUGCAGGUUAUGGAAGUUCCAUCAUGUCCCGUUUGGUCGGGCCUAAAAAAGCACGUGAGAUGUGGUUUCUGACAAGGUUCUAUACAGCUUCUGAAGCAGAGAAAAUGGGCCUUGUUAACACUGUUGUACCAUUAGAUAAUUUAGAACAAGAAACAGUCAAAUGGUGUCGAGAGAUUCUAAGGAAUAGCCCAACUGCGAUUCGAGUCCUCAAGUCAGCUCUUAAUGCUGUUGAUGAUGGUCAUGCUGGACUCCAGGAACUUGCUGGGAAUACCACACUCAUAUACUAUGGUACUGAGGAAGGCAGCGAGGGGAAGUCGGCAUUUAUGGAACGUAGACCCCCGGAUUUCUCAAAAUUUCCACGACGACCUUAAUGUCAACUUUCACCUGUGCAGACCCAAUUUGUUAUCAAUCUACCAGAUAAUUUUUUUCAAUAAAUCCUUUGUGGCUUCUUUGUUAUGUAUUCUUGAGAUUAAGAAUUUUAUAUUGAGCUCUCUUGGAAGCGACAUUAUCAGUUGUCAAAAGCAUCACCCUCGCUUCAUCAAAUGAGUUCAGAAGAAAUUACUCUCAA
Populus trichocarpa (black cottonwood) is the source of this 1378-nucleotide messenger RNA. RefSeq names its product 1,4-dihydroxy-2-naphthoyl-CoA synthase, peroxisomal. The record is from RefSeq and is a predicted model, not a curated record. Gene Ontology annotation, cellular component: cytosol. Bases 150 to 1181 code for a protein of 343 amino acids. NCBI's taxonomy places the organism in Eukaryota, Viridiplantae, Streptophyta, Magnoliopsida, Malpighiales, Salicaceae. Gene Ontology annotation, molecular function: 1,4-dihydroxy-2-naphthoyl-CoA synthase activity. The transcript is spliced from 9 exons. Gene Ontology annotation, biological process: menaquinone biosynthetic process.